Molecule: messenger RNA, 2122 nt
Organism: Eufriesea mexicana
Lineage: Eukaryota; Metazoa; Arthropoda; Insecta; Hymenoptera; Apidae
Product: zinc finger protein 239-like
Exons: 2
Coding region: 710-1735 (341 amino acids)
Biological process (GO): regulation of transcription by RNA polymerase II
Cellular component (GO): nucleoplasm
Molecular function (GO): DNA-binding transcription repressor activity, RNA polymerase II-specific; RNA polymerase II cis-regulatory region sequence-specific DNA binding
Source: RefSeq, a predicted model, not a curated record
GGUGCUGAUAUCACUACGGAAGAUACUGUUUCCUGGUGUACAGGAAUCGUAACUCGUCGUGAUCGACGACGAAACAGAAGCGUGUGACGUUUCGACCAAUGAAGAUGAGGACGAAGCGUUGAAUGAGCAUAGACGAAGAAGCGAAACCGAUCAAUCAAAUUUUUUUACGAUUCGUAUUGCGAUUGAAAUUAUAUUAUCUGUUCAUUGUUACGCGUUCGAUGCUUUUCCGAGUUUCUUUCACGCAGUUCUUAUGAGUUGUAACGAGUUGAGUGGCGAACAGUGGGCUUUUUCAUUGAGUAGUAGUAUUACUUAGUCGAUCGACUGUCUAAUUUCGUUUCGCUACCGUGUGCUGUAACGAAACGAAAAAUCGUGUUGUACAUCAGAGGAUUCGAAGUUCAUUCGAAGAUUAAGAGAAUAUAUCGACUGCAAGUCCCAUGUUAGUUAUGAGUACUGAUAUUCGUUAUUAUACGUUUAAUAAAAAGAACAAUAAUCCACUGAAAAUAACGAAUCGUGCGUAGCGACUUCAUACUCCAAUCGACCAACUUCUCAUGCCUUUUACUUCUCGCACGGAACGAUUCGAUCGUUUCCCUUCAUAUCCUGGUUAAUAAAGAGAACUGUUAGAGACAAACGCACAGUACCGUUACUUCCGUUAUAGAUACGCACAGCGAUCUGGAAGAAGUUUCGACGAACGAUGUGAAGCACGUAUAACAUGUUGAAAAAUCACGUUGUUGAUUGCAGAGCUAUCCGGGUCGUAGAUUGGGCCUCGAAAUCCAUAGACUGCGGCGACCAGGCCACCAAGAUAUUCCAUUCGACUUGCGGAUCACCUUCGUCACCGGAACAGGAUCCAUUGGCAGAUUCACCGACAAAGAGGGACAGGAUUAUAAGAACGGAAGAUGGAGAACGGUACGUUUGUUCGGUUUGCAAACUGCAUUUUGGCAGAUCGAGAGAGUACAAGCGUCACAUGGUGAAGCACAGCGAUCUACGUCCAUAUCAAUGCGGAGUUUGCAACAAAACGUUCAAACGUUCCUCGGAACUGGCGAACCACAGGCACCUUCAUCGUGGCAUCGAGUACAAGUGCGAGGUAUGCGGGUACACCACGAACAACAAGUUUUCCGUAAGAACGCACUAUCGACGAGUCCAUCAGCGUGAUUUCCGCUACCGUUGCGACCAAUGUGAUAAAAGUUACAUGUCCAAUUGCGAACUGGAGGAUCAUAAGGCCAGUCACCUAGGCAAGAAGACGUUCGUCUGCGAACUCUGUGGGAACGCCUAUUUGCAGAAGUCCUACUUGGUGUCCCAUAAACGGGCGGUUCACAAGAUCCUAAAGAGAUCGGCGAAAAUAUUCCAGUGCGACGUUUGCAGCAAGACAUUCCCCAGUGAGCAAACUCUUCGUACUCACGCUAGUGUACACCAGAAGGAAUUUCUGUGCGCCCUGUGCGGCAACAAAUUCGCGACCAAUCAAGGCCUGAAGAUGCACAACCGGAGGCACACGGGAGAGAAACCGUAUGCGUGUAAAGUUUGUUCGAAAGCUUUUACCAGGUCGACUACGCUCAGAGUGCACGAGUUGACGCACACGGGAGAAAGACCGUACGUGUGUGAUCUAUGUGGACAGAAUUUCACUCAGAGAAGCAGCAUGAUGGUGCAUCGUAAAAAGCAUCCCGGAAAUCAUCCUCGGCCGCCACCUUUGAUACUGAACAAACCCGAGGAUGAUGAUAAUGACGAUGAACAUAUGUUAUAGUGUUUUUUGGGCAUCGAUGAUCAUUUGAAAGGAACUAGGAUAUACUGAAACGUGGGGACUCGAGUGACUUUUGAGAGAUUCGAUAAUGGAAUUGUGUGAGAUAUCGAAGAUCUCAGAGAAUUCCAAUUUCGCGUGUGUUUACGAACUCGUUUACGUUACGCUUCGCUCGACUGCAUUACGCUUCUAAGUUUUUCUUUCGUUCGCUAUUCCAGCAGUAAAUCUCGCAUUUUCGCAAAAUAAAUCCGGUCGUUUUACGUCAUUAAUUGGAUGAUCGUUCGAUUUGCCCCUUUGACGAGUGAUGAAUUAUUUGUCACGACAAUGAUAUUUUUAUAAUCGAAUAAAAGCUGCUUUACGUACCCGUAAAUCUGGAGUUUCACAAAGGGAGAU